Aspergillus melleus is the source of this 1584-nucleotide messenger RNA. RefSeq lists its product as uncharacterized. The transcript is spliced from 3 exons. Lineage: Eukaryota; Fungi; Ascomycota; Eurotiomycetes; Eurotiales; Aspergillaceae. Gene Ontology annotation, cellular component: membrane. Gene Ontology annotation, biological process: transmembrane transport; carbohydrate transport. Gene Ontology annotation, molecular function: carbohydrate:proton symporter activity. The record is from RefSeq and is a predicted model, not a curated record. Bases 1 to 1584 code for a protein of 527 amino acids.
AUGAAUGACACAGACAAUAAAACGAAGUUAUCGGUCGAGCACGAUGAAAGUGUCUCGUCCCAUUCUUCUUCCUCUGAUGAAGUCGCUCAGAAACAGUCGCUGUUGUCCUCGGUCAAACAGUCCCCUAGAAUAGCCGCGUACUGUCUUGCCUUGACGUCUGGAAUCCUGUUGUAUGGAUACGAUCUCGUCAUCGUGGGCAACGUCUCGUCUAUGCCUGAAUUUCAACGAGACUUCGGUCGUAAACUGAACGGCAGCCUGAUCAUCCCCUCCCUCUGGCUCGGCCUCUGGAACGUCGGCAACCCUAUCGGCGGAAUCUUCGGUUCCCUCCUCGCAGGCUUUGUCCAGGAUCGAACCGGCCGUCGGUUUGCCCUCGCCCUCGCAAGUAUCAUCUCCGCCAUCGGCGUCGCAGUGGCAUACGUUUCGAAUCUCCCCGGCGACAUCGACGCCCGGCGUGGUGUCUUCUUCAUGGCGAAGUUCGUACAGGGCUUCGCCGUGAAUAUGAUCAUGUGCACAACGCAGACCUACAUGUCCGAAGUCCUGCCACCCAUCCUGCGCGGCCCCAUAUUGGCCUUUUUUCCGCUCUUUAUGCUCCUGGGUCAGUUGAUUGGUAGCAUCGUUGUGUUUACGUCUCUCGACGCUCCCGGCUCGAGCGGCUACCUGAGAUGUAUUUACUCGCAGUGGCCGUUCUCGGCGAUUCCGUUGCUCGUGGCCGUGGUUCUCCCGGAGAGUCCAACGUACCUUAUACGACGAGAUCGAGUCGAUGAUGCACGCAAAGCGCAGCGCCGGUUGGAUUCAUCGGCCGUGGACUCGGACGCCAGCGUCGAACAGCUUCGUCUAUCUCUCCAGAUGGAAAGGGAAAAGGCAGGAGACCAAGCUGAUGCGACGGGAUAUAUUGAUUGUUUCCGGGGCGUGAAUCGUCGACGCACGAUGAUCGUCUUGUUUGCGAACCUCGUCCCGCAGCUGUUUGGUUUGACGCUGUUGGCUAAAGCGAGCUAUUUCUUGCAAACUGUGGGCAUGGAUGCAACUAAUAGUCUCCUGUUCCUGCAGGUCGGUAUCGCGCUGGGUCUGGUCGCUAAUAUAGUCAGUAUGUGGACGUUGACGAAAUUCGGUCGCGUGCCUCUCCUUCUGUUUGGCCUGUUUAUCUCCACGAUCCUUUGGACGGGAAUGGGCAUCCUCGGUUGUUUUCAGGGGAUAGUUACAGUCUGGUGGUCCGCCGUAACACUCAUUCUAGUGAUUAUGAUCUGCGGUCUCAGCACUUGGCCCGCCUCGUACGUCGUGGCAGCCGAAGCCUCGGCGCUGUGUCUACGAGCCAAAACGCAGGGUCUAGGAUGGUUAGUGAAUGGCCUCUCCAACGGUAUCUUCGGGCUCGUUCUGCCGUACAUAUUUAACCCUGACGAGGGCGCGCUGCGUGCGAAAACCGGCUUCGUGUAUACGGGUUUUUGUAUCCUUGCGCUGGCAGGCACGUGGCUGUUUGUUCCGGAGAUGAAGGAUCGGAGGCCCAUGGAGAUUGAUAGGAUGUUUGAGAUGGGGUUGUCCACGAGGAAGUUUAAAGGGUGGGUUGAAGAGAGGACAGAUUCUGCUUGA